This is a messenger RNA of Rotaria socialis, 1332 nucleotides long. The record is from the annotation of a GenBank genome assembly. Lineage: Eukaryota; Metazoa; Rotifera; Eurotatoria; Philodinida; Philodinidae.
AUGAACCAACUGGAAACAAAUUUAUUUUUUUGGGCCGUAUUUUCCAUAAUCUUAUUCGAACUUCUAUGUAUCAUCUUUCUAUGCCGGUGGUGUUGUAAUCGUAUUAAACCGAAGCGAUUUUAUGUUAAGCGAGAAGAAUAUGAAUAUUUGCAAGGUAAUAAUGGUACACCAUCACAAUUUCAGUCAACAAUCCUUCGUCCACCACAUGCUGAUGAAUUAGCACUUGUUGGUACUAUUCGUGGGCAAAAUCCUACGAUCAGUUUCGAUAGCGGUAUUCAAAAUUUUGGCUUUUAUCGUGACGGUGGUGGGGAUGAUGAUGAUGAUGAUGAUGAUGAUGGUAAUGAAUUUAAUCCACCGGUAUCAUCUGUAAUAGCAUCACCUCCUUCCUCGUCUCAACAUUUAAACUGGAUUGAAUUACAAGCACCACAGUCAACUGGUAUAAUUAAUACAGCACAAUUAUUACCAGCUGAUUAUGAAAUUCGUUCUUAUCCGACAGAUGAUUAUAUUUAUACGCAUCAAUCUCCACCUCCUCAUCCAACUAUACUUGAUCUUCGUCAUUAUCGUCAUGAAUAUGAAGAUCAUGACAAUUUUAAACAUGAUGAUGAAAAUGAAUUCGAAAAUUUUCAAUUUCAAUCUCUUCGCCGUUCUGACCUUAUUCUUCCACAUACACAACGAACAGAUACAUCAACUGAAUCAUUCGGUGGUAAUAAUUUAACUAUUGUACCGAAAUCUAUUCUUAAAAGUAGUAAUAGUACACCACCACCACCGCCAUCACCAUCACCAUCACCAUCACCACCGCUUGAUUUACUCUCAAUACAAUAUUCUCAAACACAUCGUAGUCGGACACCAUCAAAAUUUGAUGAAUCACCUCGAAUAUCAGUCAAAAUAAAUACAGAUGAAUCAAUUCCAAUUGAUUAUCCAACAAGUGCAAUUGAAAUAAUUAUUCCCAAUGAAUCAACUAUUUCAAGAAGUGAUCCAACAUCAUCAUCAUCGAGUAGAAUGCGUUUUGCUAGCGUUAGUCAAUUGAAUGAAGUCGAAUGGGAAGUACCGAGAGAAUUUCAAACUGUUGUUUAUGAUUCCAUCAACGAUAGACAAGCAUCUCGUACUCCUUUAAUUUAUAGUUCAAAUGAAAAUUUAAAUAAUAAUAACAAUAAUAACAAUGAAAAACUAUCAAAUCGACAACGAAGUCAAUCAGCUUCAGUUGAUCAAAGACGACAUGUAUCAUGUGCAUUUGUACCAUGGGAUCGUGACAAGAAUAUUGUUCAACCUUUCUAUCUAUCCGAUAAUAUCGAACAAGCUGACACUACACAACAAAAAGCAUUUGAAUAUUAA